AUGAGGAGCAUUGCAAUCGGAAGGGCAUAUGCUGCCGUGAGAUUUCUCGGUCCAGUGUCACAUUUGGUGUCCACUUUCUGGAGUCGACGCUCGUUAAAUCAGUUGCGUCAUCGCAUAAUGAAUUCAGAGAAACAUGUACUCACGUUGCAAACGAUAAACCCUAAUGUUGCAAGCAUGGAAUAUGCAGUGCGUGGUCCCUUGGUAAUCCGUGCAUUAGCGAUUGAAAAAGAGCUUGAAAAAGGAGCGAAAAAACCAUUCAGCAGUGUUAUCAAAGCAAAUAUUGGUGAUGCUCAUGCAAUGGGUCAGAAACCAAUCAGCUUUAUACGUCAGGUUUUGUCCUGCAUUACUGAUCCGUCUUUGAUAACAUCGUCAGAUUAUCCUUCUGAUGUGAAAGAGCGUGCAAAACUAUUGCUUAAAGGGUGCGGUGGGGGCAGCAUUGGUUCGUACAGUCAAAGCAAUGGUAUAGAAAUAAUCCGGAAGCAUGCAGCUGACUACAUCACUGAAAGAGAUGGUGGUAUUGCUUCUGAUCCAUCCACAAUUAUAUUAUCUUCUGGAGCAUCCGAAAGUAUACGCAAUAUCUUGAAAUUGUUCGUUAAUUCAAGUAAUAAUAGAAAAAAGACUGGAGUUAUGAUACCAAUUCCACAGUAUCCAUUGUAUUCUGCUUCCAUUGUUGAAUUCGAUCUUGGCUUGGUAGGAUAUUAUUUGGACGAAAGUAAUAAUUGGGCACUAAAUAUUGAUGAACUUGAACGAGCAUAUCAAGAUUCAUUAAAAAAAUUUGACACUCGAGUGCUUUGCGUAAUCAAUCCUGGGAAUCCAACAGGACAAGUUUUAUCAAGAGAUAACGUGGAAAAUAUUAUCAAAUUUUCUUUCAAGCAUGGACUAUUUUUGUUAGCUGAUGAAGUAUAUCAAGACAAUAUUUACGAAGAGAGCAGCAAAUUCCACAGUUUCAAGGCAGUAAUGACUUCUAUGGGUGAACCAUAUUCAAGGAUGGAACUGUGUUCAUUUCAUUCAUGUUCUAAAGGUUAUAUGGGUGAAUGUGGUAUUCGAGGAGGAUAUGUUGAAGUUGUUAAUAUGGAUCCUCAUGUUUUUUCCCACUUACAAAAAAUGAUCUCAGCGAAACUUUGCCCCUCUGUUCUUGGACAGUGUGCGAUGGAUUGUGUAGUAAAGCCACCUAAAUCUGGAGAACCAUCAUAUGAUUUAUGGUACAAGGAAAAAACGGCGGUAUUAAAGUCACUGAAAGAUCGUGCAAGAGCAGUUCACGCAGCGUAUAAUUCCAUUGAAGGAAUUAAAUGUAACCCCGUGCAAGGUGCAAUGUACGCUUUCCCACUCAUUGAAAUACCUCCAAAAGCUAUUGAACAAGCCAAGGCACUGAAUGUGGAAGCAGACUUUUUCUAUGCGAAGCAGUUACUGGAAAACAGUGGUAUUUGUGUAGUACCUGGAAGCGGUUUCGGACAGCUACCUGGAACAUAUCAUUUUCGAACAACAAUACUGCCACCACCAAAUGUAAUGCAAGAUAUGUUGGAACGAUUUAAAAAAUUCCAUAAGAAAUUCAUGCAAGAAUACUCAUGA
Thelazia callipaeda (thelaziosis nematode) is the source of this 1569-nucleotide messenger RNA. NCBI's taxonomy places the organism in Eukaryota, Metazoa, Nematoda, Chromadorea, Rhabditida, Thelaziidae. The record is from the annotation of a GenBank genome assembly.